AUGGAAAACAUUCGUCUUAUACUUAUUUCUUUACAUGUUUUCAUCACAAUUUCUUUAAUAUAUAAUCUUCAUGUUCAUUCAUCACUUGUUAAAAAUUCAUUAACACAUGAUAAACAAGUUUCAUCAAUUAUUCAUUAUAUUACUGGUUUAUUUCAUAUAUCACUUUUUCAUUCAUUAUGUAUUAUUGCUAUAUGGUAUAGUCGUCGGUAUAGUGCAAGAAUAAUACGUGCAACAGGAAUAUUAUUAAUCGGAGAAUCUUUACAACUCAUCGCAACAGCUAUUCAACAUUCAGUUGAAACACAUCAUAUUGCAGCUGGAGAAUUAUUUUUUUAUAUUAUUAGUUUAUUAUUAUUUUUAACAGCUAUAAUAAUUACUUUUCUAUUAGCAAAGAAAGUUUCUGAACAUGAAAAAGAUUUAAUGAAAACAGCAUUAUUAACAACAACUAUUAGUGAAAUAUCAAUAGACGAUGGAGGAGGUUUUUCACUUGUUUAA
Messenger RNA from Rotaria sp. Silwood2, 492 nucleotides. The record is from the annotation of a GenBank genome assembly. NCBI's taxonomy places the organism in Eukaryota, Metazoa, Rotifera, Eurotatoria, Philodinida, Philodinidae.